AAUCCCCCCCUAUCCCUCAAAGCUUCCAUGGAGAAGGUGUCAGACACGAGCAUCGAGGCUCUCAUCCGACGGCUUAGGCUCCACCAGGCGCCUCCCUCCCCUUACUCCGGCGAUCCCUCAACAGCGGCGACCCCCGCCGCAGCCAACCUGUUUCAGCCGCGGAGAGCCGCCGUGCUGGUCUGCCUCUUCCACGACGCUGCCGGCGAGCUCCGUGUCCUCCUCACCAAGCGCGCUUCCUCACUCUCCACCCACUCCGGGGAGGUUGCAUUGCCCGGAGGAAAGGCAGAGGAGGGUGAUGCUGAUGAUGCAGCAACGGCAUUAAGGGAGGCAAAGGAGGAGAUUGGGCUUGAUCCAACCUUGGUCACUGUCGUCUCCUCGCUUGAGCACUUCUUGUCCAAGCAUCUUCUGGUAGUUGUUCCUGUUGUUGGCAUACUCUCAGAUAUACAGGCUUUCAAACCUGUCCUUGAUGUUGAUGAGGUGGACGACAUUUUUGAUGUACCCCUAGAGAUGUUCCUCAAGGAUGAGCGCAGGAGAUCCGAGGAGCGAGAAUGGAUGGGGCAGGCGUUCACACUUCACCACUUUGAUUAUGAGAAAGGCGACAAGACGUAUGUAAUCUGGGGUCUGACUGCCGGCAUCUUGAUUCAUGCGGCUUCAGUUGUAUACCAGCGGCCACCAGACUUUGCGGAGCGAAGAGUACAAUUCAACCUGCCGAAGUGCUCAAAGGAGCCUUCUCCAAUGCCAUGAUCAGGAUUAGGAUGCAUGCUCAGUUACGUACCUGAUUCAGCCUACAGAAGACUACAUACACCACAAAUGGUAUAGAAUUUAAAAGGUUUCCAAAUCAUGUGCUGUUCUUCGAUGCGCCACGUCCCCGCGAUUUAUGUGAAGCGCGACGCUCUGGUGGUUCAGCAACGACGAUGAUCAUGGAGGCCGUGCCACAUCAAGCAACGGAUUACGGCGCAUUUGAUGGUGUGCAGCUUGCCACACACAGCGACUAAAUAUUGAACGUUCGACAAACAUAUUUCUUGACUAUUCUUUGCAUAAUAGUCCAGUAUAAGAACAUUAAACAUUCAGAAAAUCGUUUGGUGAUAGCCUGAGUACACUCCAAUCAUUGCUCCGCUGCUUCUGUACUAUGGUUGCCCCUUUGUUGCACGUUAUUAUUUCCCCUGUCUUUUGCUCACCAAUCUGAAAAUGGUGAGGCUAAGAGCACAAUUUUUGCCUACUAUUUUGUCACUGCAACAGAGAUUCCCAAA
Molecule: messenger RNA, 1250 nt
Organism: Aegilops tauschii subsp. strangulata
Lineage: Eukaryota; Viridiplantae; Streptophyta; Magnoliopsida; Poales; Poaceae
Product: nudix hydrolase 15, mitochondrial
Biological process (GO): coenzyme A catabolic process
Molecular function (GO): coenzyme A diphosphatase activity
Source: RefSeq, a predicted model, not a curated record